Messenger RNA from Sphenostylis stenocarpa, 354 nucleotides. Lineage: Eukaryota; Viridiplantae; Streptophyta; Magnoliopsida; Fabales; Fabaceae. The record is from the annotation of a GenBank genome assembly.
AUGUUAGGCGCGGAGGAUGAUGCUUGCGACGACAACGAGUGGCGGUACUUCGAAGACACAGUGCCUUUCGACGACGACGGCGUUUUGGAUACCGAGGCGGUGGUUCUUGCUGGUGAAACUCAGGCUUUGGAUGACUAUGAUGAUGAUAUGGAAAACGAAGUGGUGAGCCUUGCCGGUGAAACUCAGGCGUUGGAUUGUGGUGAGACGCAGUUACUGGGGGAAGAAUGUGAAUCGGAUACAACGCAAGUUUUGGAGAAUGUGGAUGAUGAUGAGGCAUCUGUUGACAGUGACAGUGGUGAAGCCGUUGAUAGCGAAAAGGGUAAAUCGUCUCAGCGAACCAGUUCUGGUGAGUGA